AUGGGGCUUUUGCCCCUCCCACUUCCUUUAGAUCAUCAGACCCAGCCCGAAGCUGGACCUUCCACCUCAUCCAGUCAGACCACCUCGACAACUACGGCUACACCUCCUACAUCACCUAUCCCAUGGUCUUUGCGUACUCGCAAAAGACGUAGGAAAGAGGGCAGUGAAGAUUCAACCUUCUCUUCUAAUUAUACACCUUCGACGUUCUCUAAUCCAAGUCAAGAAUCACCUCCUCUACCAUCUCCUUCUGCUUCAACCUCAACUUCAACGGACCCACCAUCCAAGGCUAGACCCAGACCAGUCAGUCUUAGAGGAGGAGGCAAAAGACCCAAGAAACAUAACAACAAUACCACCAACUCCAAACCGGAUUCUCAAACUUCCUCUUCCAUCUCCACCGGUCCUAACGGUAAACCACGUCAUAAGAAGCCAGACGGCCAUGGACACGGACAUGGACAUACUAGACGAACUACUCGAUCUAAAGCGAAGAGAGCUUCCAGCCCUUCAGAUCUGGUGACGACUUCGCUAGAGGAGAUAGCAUUGGAAGAUACGGCUGUGAAGAGUGAGAUCGCUAGACUAGGAUUGACAUUGAGGGAUGUAAAAGGAGAUGGCAAUUGUUUGUUUCGAGUUCUGUCGGAUCAAGGGUUUGGUGGUGAGAAACGUCAUGCCGAGAUACGCAAAUUGGUGUGCGAUUAUCUAGAGACUCAUAAGGAUGUGAUGGAAGGUUUCGUAGUGCCGUUUAUGAAGGAUGGUGAGGGAUAUGAAGGUUAUGUAGCUAGGAUGAGGCAAUUGAAACAAUUCGGCUCUCAUAUUGAGAUACAAGCUGCUGCAAGAGUUUUCAAGCGGAAUAUUCGAGUAGUCAUGUCAACCACCUCGUUCACUAUCCCCUGGCAGACAGAAGCUGGUCCGUCCAAGGAUCCACCAGCCACGCCCUCACCCUCCGAAGUCGGUCCUGUACCCAUCACACCUUCCCAUCGUACUCGAUCCAAGACUGUUCAUACUCCUCAUCUUCCUUCGAUACCUCUACCCGAUUAUCUACCUACAGUGAAAGAGGAUAGUUCGAUGUUAUGGCUCGCCCUGUUCUCUCAAGCUGAGCAUUUUCAAUCUGUUCGCUGUAUGGGUGAUCGAGAGCAUGGUCCAGCGGAAAUCCAAGAUAAUCUCUCGGUCCCGCAUGCCAGAGACGUAUCUGAAGCUGCGAGGAGAGAAAGGGGUGAACUUGUGGACGAAAAGAAACCCAAGACACCUUUAUCGCUAUCGUCGAAAAUCACUCAGUUGCUCAAUAGCUUACCUUUAGGACAUGGUAUUUCGCCUGAAGAAGCUCAAAACGUGCUGGGUAGAACCCGUGGGGAUAUAGGCGAGGCUGUGGAGAUAUUGUUGGAAGAGAUUAACCAAGAGAAAGAAGAAGGUGAAGCCGGAGGUGGCUCAGGGACAACUACAACUGAGAGCGGUGGAAGCGAUUCAGGUUCGAGUGAUCAUGUUGAACAAAUGCUUUUGUCGCCUAGACUACCAACUACCAACACUAUACCCUCAGGUCCGACCGAAUAUAGAUCGGACGAUCAGGUUAGAUCAAGAUUGAAUACUUCUGAAAGUCCAAGUAAUACAGCUACCGCUUCUACCGAAUCUCGCUCUAGAUCAAGAUCAAGAUCUAGGUCCAAUAGUGAAAGCGAUACCUCGAUCCAAUCUGGUCAUACAAGUCAAACCGAACCUUUCAUUGAAGAAGGAAAAGACGGUUCAAUAAAUCGAGGAGAUGAUAGAGCGUUACAACCCAGUACUAGCACGAAUAAGCUGAGUGAUGGAAUCAAAGAUAUGAAGGUGGAUACGUCAGAGAUGAACAUCGACCGACCACAGCUCAUUGCCUCAGCUAAACCGAAUGGUGAGGACUCGAGCAGAAAAUCAAGAGGUUUGCAUAUGGAUAGAGAAAGGAGGAGAUCAUCCAGGUUAGGUACGGUAGGAGCGUAA
Molecule: messenger RNA, 1956 nt
Organism: Kwoniella mangroviensis CBS 8507
Lineage: Eukaryota; Fungi; Basidiomycota; Tremellomycetes; Tremellales; Cryptococcaceae
Exons: 4
Coding region: 1-1956 (651 amino acids)
Biological process (GO): protein deubiquitination
Molecular function (GO): cysteine-type deubiquitinase activity
Source: RefSeq, a predicted model, not a curated record